ACAUAACCCUACUUAUCAAUUUUGACGUUUAUCUGUGAAAUUAUCGCACAAAUUUUAAUUAAAUUAUGGAUUAUUAUUCAAGCAAUGGACUUUAACCCAAAUAAAAAAAUAAAUAAAUUAUUUGCAAAAUAGCUACAAACAAAUUGAGGCCACACAAUGAAUCUAGACGACGUAAUUUAUUUGGGCCUAUUAUUAUCCACAAUCGUAUUUGGUUGUUUUUACAGAAAAAUCAAUGAUCCUAAUUUAAAAAAGAAUGUUGGGAGUUUGGUGGGGUUAUUGGUUAUUCUUUCAGUGUCUGGAGUUCAUAUUUUGCACCCUCUCCUUUCCACGGUGAUUGCGGCGCAAAUUAUUCUGCAUGUCAGCAAAAAAAAAUGCCACAUUGCGACGUUUGUUUUUUGCUUUUUGUAUUUGUUUUUUUUUCGUACGACGGUACAUUUUGGCGUACCAUACCCGCCAGCUCAUACAAACUUAAUCCAAAUGAUAUUAACAUUAAAAUUGGUGGGAUUAUCUUUGGAAGUAAGCAGUUCCCAUGAAAAUAAAAAAAGGAAAGAUUCCUCGAGUAAAAGUGAAGAAGAAAAAUAUGAAGAAAAACACAACGAUAUCGACAAUCUUAAAUUUAUAGACAUUUUACACUACUCUUUUAACUAUGUGGGUAUUUUAACAGGACCAUAUUACAGAUACAGAACAUUCGUAGAUUCCAUUGAAAAACCAUACAUUAAAUAUGACAAUUGGAAGGAUAAUUUAAUAGAAAAAUUAAAGUAUGUCCCAAUUUUCGCCAUAUUUUUUCUAGUUGCCAGUCAUUAUUGGCCUUUAUCAUACGCUUUGUCCGACGAAUUUUACAACGAAAGAUCUUGGCUCUACAGGUACUGGUACAUUUGGCCUAAUUUUUUUAUUUUUCGCAUGAGAAUUUACAUCGGUUUGUUGCUGUCGGAAUCUGCCUGCGUUACGGCGGGUUUGGGGCUCUACCCCGCCAUCACGCAGCCCAAAUCGGGGCACGGGCCCUCGCAACAGUUCAAAUGUUUAGUUGAAAGUAAAACCCCUAAAGAACUGGAGUCUCUAGAAUACAACUACAAAACAAUUUACAACAUAAACCCAUAUGGGUCAGACUUUUGCGUGACAUACCGCGAGGGUAUGAAACAUUGGAACAUCUGCGUACAGUACUGGUUAGCGGUGAACGUGUACAAAAAAUUUCCAUUUAAAAAACUUCGCACCAUUGCGACGUUGAUGAUUUCUGCCGUUUGGCAUGGAGUCUGGACCGGGUAUUACGUUUGUAUUGGAACUGUACCUUUUGGACUCAUGGUUGAAGAUAUUUGGGUGCAGUUGCUGCUAAAGGAUCACCAAGGAACGGCCUUAAAACGCAACGAAUGGUUUGUGUGGUUCUAUAAAAUGAAAGUGUUUUCCUACCAAGCCAUUGCAUUCCAUUUAUUGGAAAUAAACAAAAUAAUAAAAUAUUUUAACUCGAUUUAUCAUGUUGGUCUUAUCAUUCACUUGUUUUGGUAUGUUGUGGGUCUACAACUUUUAAAAGCUAAAAAAUCUAAAGAACAAAAAAUUACGAAAGAACAAAAAGGUGAAUAAGUUAAUAAACGAACAAAAUAUUAAUGUAAAUAGUGAUUAUAUAAUUAAAAAUAUAUUAUUAUGACUGAAUUUUUGUGUUGUCCUUAAACCAUCU
Molecule: messenger RNA, 1669 nt
Organism: Brassicogethes aeneus
Lineage: Eukaryota; Metazoa; Arthropoda; Insecta; Coleoptera; Nitidulidae
Source: the annotation of a GenBank genome assembly